This is a messenger RNA of Lycium barbarum (goji berry), 564 nucleotides long. RefSeq lists its product as uncharacterized. The coding region runs from base 1 to 564 and encodes 187 amino acids. Lineage: Eukaryota; Viridiplantae; Streptophyta; Magnoliopsida; Solanales; Solanaceae. The transcript has a single exon. The record is from RefSeq and is a predicted model, not a curated record.
AUGACAAUUUUGUUAUUUUAUGUGGAUGAUAUGAUUAUAACCGGAAAUGAUGAGAAUGGGAUUAAACAUCUCAAGAAUCUUCUUAAUGCAACCUUCAAAAUGAAAGACCUUGGUAGGUUAACAUAUUUUUUGGGUUGGGAGGUUGAAUAUUGGCAGGAUGGUAUCAUGCUAAGCCAAAGGAAGUAUGCGGAAGAUCUUGUUACACAAGCAUGUCUUAGUGACCAGAAGGUAGCGCACACACCCAUGGAGAUCAAUGUGAAGUACAAAAAUGAUGAUGGAGAUCCUCUUGCAGAACCAACACUAUACCGGAGGCUCAUUGGUUGUCUAAUUUAUUUGACAAUGACAAGACCGGGCAUCUCUUAUCCGGUUCAAGUCUUGAGCAAAUUUGUUGCAAAUCCAUGUCAAUGUCACUUUUCUGCCCUCCUCAGGAUCAUUCGCUAUGUUCGGAGUACAAUUAAUCGAGGUCUAUUCUUUCAUUCAACAUCAUCACUAAACCUCAAAGGAUAUGCAGAUGCAGAUUGGGCAGGAUGCCCAAACUCUCAAAAGAGCAACAUACUGUUAUAG